AUGGCCAAGAGUAAAUCAGUAGCUUCAUCGCCCCGGCUGGAUUUUUCCAGCGGUUGGGCAUAUUCACCCGCGCCCGAAAGUACCGAUCACAUCAAACUGGCAGAGCGAUAUCGCCACUUUAUCGGUGGCAAGUUUAUCGCGCCAAGUAGCGGUCGCUACUUCGCCAGUAUCAACCCGGCCACUGAGAAGCCUCUGGCCAAGGUUGCUCAGGGUAACAAGCAGGACGUAGACAAAGCAGUUCGAGCGGCGCGCCGCGCCUACGACAAGGUCUGGUCGAAGAUAUCCCCAGCCGAGCGCGGCCGAUAUUUGUUUCGAAUUGCUCGAAUCAUUCAGGAGCGGGCUCGAGAGUUUUCAGUCAUUGAGUCGUUGGACGGGGGGAAACCGAUCCGCGAGUCCAGAGACAUCGAUAUCCCACUGGUGGCCGCACAUUUUUUCUACAACGCGGGCUGGGCCGACAAGCUCGACUACGCAUUUCCGGCCCGGCAAGCACAGUCGCUGGGCGUUGUCGGUCAGAUCAUCCCGUGGAACUUCCCAUUGCUAAUGGCCGCCUGGAAAAUUGCUCCAGCACUGGCCUGCGGCAACACUGUCGUUCUAAAACCGGCGGAAACAACGCCGUUGACGGCUAUGAAACUGGCCGAAGUGAUGCAGGAUGCCGGGCUGCCCGAUGGUGUGGUUAAUAUAGUGACGGGCGCCGGUGAGACAGGCCAGGCAUUGGUGUCACAUUCUGAUAUCGACAAGAUUGCGUUUACAGGUUCGACCGGCGUUGGUAAGCAAAUUCAACGUGAACUUGCCGGUAGUGGCAAGAAGUACACGCUGGAGUUGGGGGCAAAGCGGCAUAUCGUGUUCGCGGAUGCGGCUAUUGAUCAGGCUGUCGAGGGAAUUGUCAAUGGCAUAUUUUUCAAUCAGGGGCAUGUCUGCUGCGCUGGUAGCCGUUUAUUAGUUCAGGAGUCAGUUGCCGAACAGUUCAUCGAAAAACUAAAAGAUCGGAUGGAGACUCUGAUUGUUGGCGAUCCGCUAGACAAAAACACCGACAUCGGCGCGAUUAACUCGAAAGAACAACUUGCACGGGUCAACCACUACUUGGACAUCGGCCAUGAGGAAGGCGCCGAGGUUUAUCAGUCCUCGUGCCAGCUGCCGAAAAAAGGUUAUUGGUGCCGCCCGACUCUGUUCACGGGCGUUGCUCAAUCUAACCGGGUAGUGCAGGAAGAGAUCUUUGGCCCGGUCCUCGCAGUCCAAACUUUCCGGACCGUUGACGAGGCGAUCAGUAAGGCGAACAACACGCCCUAUGGUCUGUCCGGCGGCGUCUGGACUGAUAAGGGUGCCAAGAUAUUCCGGGUCACUCAGGCCGUCAGGGCCGGGGUCGUGUGGGCUAACACAUUUAACAAAUUUGACCCAACCUCGCCGUUCGGCGGUUACAAGGAAAGUGGUGUGGGCAGGGAAGGGCUCCCCGUCGCUAAGACCUACAAGCUGUAUAUCAAUGGAAAGUUUCCACGGACUGAGUCUGGUCGCUACUUUGCGCUGACCAAGCGCGGGCGGGUGAUCGCCAACGUUUGUCAGGGCAGCCGCAAAGACUUUCGAGAAGCGGUUGUCAGUGCCCGGGCUGCGCAGAAGUCCUGGGCCGGUACCAGCGCCUACCUGAAAGGGCAAAUACUGUAUCGAGUGGCAGAAAUGCUGGAAGGUCGUCGCCAACAGUUUGUGGACGAGUUAGUGGUGCAGGGUCUGCAAGAAGCCAAGGCCCUGGCUGAGGUAGAGCAUUCAAUUGAAGCGCUGGUUCACUACGCUGGCUGGACGGACAAAUACCAGCAGCUGUUCAGCAGCGUCAAUCCGGUUGCAUCGUCACACUUUAAUUUUUCGGUGCCCGAGCCGACUGGCAUUGUUGUGGUGAUGGCCCCGCAGCGCAGCGGUUUACUGGGCCUGGUAGCUGCUAUUGCCCAGGCCAUUGUUGGUGGCAAUACUGUUGCUGUGUUGGCGUCCGACUUGUUGCCGCUAUGCGCCAUUAGUUUCGCCGAGGUACUGCACUCCUCUGAUGUGCCUGCUGGCGUGGUCAACAUACUUACUGGUUACGCUGAUGAGCUGCAG
Molecule: messenger RNA, 2079 nt
Organism: Nerophis lumbriciformis (worm pipefish)
Lineage: Eukaryota; Metazoa; Chordata; Actinopteri; Syngnathiformes; Syngnathidae
Source: RefSeq, a predicted model, not a curated record